This is a messenger RNA of Dictyostelium purpureum, 2508 nucleotides long. RefSeq lists its product as uncharacterized. The transcript has 5 exons. The record is from RefSeq and is a predicted model, not a curated record. The coding region runs from base 1 to 2508 and encodes 835 amino acids. Lineage: Eukaryota; Evosea; Eumycetozoa; Dictyosteliales; Dictyosteliaceae.
AUGAUUCACUUGACAAUAAUAAAUUUAUCUGAUGUAAACAUUUUCAAAAAUCAAACUCAUCCAACAACUACUUCAAAGUAUAGAAUCACGAAGAUAUCAGAUAACCUUUUAUCAACAACUCUUAUUAGAAUCCCAAACAAACUCAAUAUGAAAGAGAGUUAUUCAUUAAAAUGCAUCAGUGAAAAAUGUGUCAUUGAGUUGAAUGAAAAUCAGAUAAAAAACUUUUAUGGAAACUGCAUGGAAAGAUGUAUGGUUUUUCUUAAAGGCGAAACUUUUUGUGAUCAACCAAUUGAUGAUGAGAAUUUUAUGUAUCCAAUAAACUAUGCUAUAUCUGGAUUACCAUCGACUGAAGGUGGUAAAGUUCUACUUACUGGUAAUUAUUUAAGAAAUUAUGUAAAUGAUUAUUACAUAGUCGAAGGAGCUGCUAGAGGUAAAGCAUUGAAGUUUAGUGUUGAUAAAGAGAAUUUUGACCCUGAAAAUUUAACUGUAAAUUUUCCACCAGGUUAUGGAAGUUUUAUAUUUUAUCCUGAUUCUUCACAAAGUGAAUCAAAAAUGUUUAUAAACUAUGCUCCUCCUUUUAUUUCUCAAUGUUUGAAUUUUUACAAUAACCCAUCAGUUGCUCAGGUUACUAUAAAUGGAAUAAAUACACCAAUAGUUUCAAUAGAUCAUCGUUUAUUGAAACUUAAUUAUGUUACUGAUUAUUCUCAACGAUUAAAAAUAAAUAUUACCAUCGGGGAUAUUUCAUUAGAAAAUAUUUAUACAUUUGAUAUUAAACCACAACCUGUGUCGAUUAGUACAACUGUAUCAACUUCAAAAUAUAAUGGCGGUAUAAUUACAAUAAGUGGAAGUUAUAUGUCAUCUCAAACAUCAAUUACAAAUGUAUCAUUAAUCAGUAGUGAUAAUAAAAACUAUAAUUGUGAAUAUAUAUCAUCAACAACAUCUCAAAUCGUUUUUGAAAGUACAACUGAAAUAAAUUUCAAAUACGGAGUACCUCAUUUUACAUCAACAAAUUCAAUUCAAAUUGAUAAAACAAAUGAAUUUUCAAUAACUGGUAUUAACUUUGGUAAUAUUAAUGAUACAAAUGGCACAGUAAAUCUUUUACUUGAUGGAAAAGUAAAUAAUGAAAUUAUAAUUGCAUCAUUAAGUAACGAUGAAACUAAAUUAUCAUUUAAAUUACCAAAUAUAUGUGAAACAUCUGUAAAACUAUCAAUUGAAGUUAAUGGUGUUAUUUCAAAUAAUAAUAUAACAAUAACACCACAACCUACAUUUAUAUUAGCUCCAUCAAGACCAUUGACAAAUGGAUCAUCAUUACAUAUUGAUAAAUACUUUUCAUGUAAAGAUAUUAUUGUAAAACCAUCUAUUACAGUUGAUAGCUCUAAUAAUCAUAUUGACUGUACUUUAAUUUCAAAUACUGAAACAAAUUGUAAUGUUGGUGCUGGAACUGGUAAACAUUCAUUUAAAUUUUAUGUUGAUGGUAUUGAAAAAAUCAAUUCAUUAUUUGAAUAUGCACCACCAACACUUGUAUCACACAAUGUUAAUGGAUUAAAAACAAUUACAUUAACUGGUAAUAACUUUGGCAAUGAUUCAUCAAAAUGUAGUUUAACAUUUGCUAAUAAAAAUGUUACAUCUAUCAACUGUAAUGUUACAUGUACAAUUAUUAGUGAUACAAGUAUUACAUUCGAUGCAGAUUCACAAUAUGACUAUGGUAAUGUUAAUCUUAUAAUCGAUAGUAUUCCAAUGUCAAAUGAAAACUAUAAAAUAAUGUUACCAUCAAUAAUUGGAUUGGUAAAAGAUAAUAAUAUUUCAACAAGAAAUGGAACAGUGUGUAUUAGCGGUUCAAGAUUACCUGAAACUAAAUCUGGUGUCAACAAUUCAAAUAAUGUUACAAUUGAAAUCAAAUCACAUUUAAAAGAUGGUACAAAUACAUUUAAAGAUUAUAAUGUUUCAAAUAAUAUGAUUUGUGUAUUAUUAAAUGAUGGAUAUGUUGGUACAUUUGAUUUAUCAGUAUUCAUUUAUAAUGAAUUCAUUUCAAAAUAUACAAUAUCAUAUAAUAAACCAUCAUUUAAUAAUAGUUUAAUUAAUAUUAAAGAUGGUGGUAAUAAUACUUAUCAGUUUGAAGUAUAUGGUAAUGAAUUCGGUGAACCAUUUGAAAUUCAUUUUAAUACAUCAAAAGGUGAUUUAAUAAUGAAUUGUACAUUCAAUAUAUUAAUUCAACACAAUAAUAAUGAUUUAUACAAUUGUAGUUAUUCAAAAAUCAAUAUUGAUUCAAUUAAAGAUGGUAAUGAACAAUUAUACUUAAAAAUAGGUGAAUCUAAAUAUCCAAUCAACUCAACAUUAAACUUUGGAAACAAGAAAACUGAUAACAAAAGUAGUACAUUAAAGAAAGCAUUAAUUCCAACAUUUGUCGGUGGUGCUGCAUUGUGUGCUGCUGCAUUUAUUGGUUAUAAAUAUAGAGAAAAUAUAUUUAAAAAAAUUGAUAAACUAAAAAAUGGUAAAUCAAAUGUAUAA